This is a messenger RNA of Carassius gibelio (silver crucian carp), 11231 nucleotides long. RefSeq names its product insulin-like growth factor 1a receptor (gene igf1ra). Gene Ontology annotation, biological process: positive regulation of kinase activity; multicellular organism development; positive regulation of phosphatidylinositol 3-kinase/protein kinase B signal transduction. Gene Ontology annotation, molecular function: insulin receptor activity; phosphatidylinositol 3-kinase binding; insulin receptor substrate binding. Bases 866 to 5089 code for a protein of 1407 amino acids. Gene Ontology annotation, cellular component: insulin receptor complex; axon; membrane. The record is from RefSeq and is a predicted model, not a curated record. The transcript is spliced from 21 exons. Lineage: Eukaryota; Metazoa; Chordata; Actinopteri; Cypriniformes; Cyprinidae.
CCUGGCGUGUUUCUCUGUGAGAGAAGCCGAGUCUUGUUUACGGCGGUGAUUCUAUUGAGCGGAGACCGUCAGAAGAGUCGUGGAGGAGUCCGUGGACACUUGAGAAUCACACACUAGGCUCACAAGCUAUUUAUGUCAAACAAGUCGUGAUUUUUUUUCAAGGUGCGGACAACCAAAAAAAAAAAAAAAAAAACACGCUCGGGAGCUGCUUACUCUUGCACCUCGGCAAAUGUUUUUUAUUUCUUACCGCAAAACAUACAGACCGUGAGAGCGCGUGAAGACUGUAAAGGAGCAGUGAGCAAUUGGUGAACCAUUUUUGUGCUGGAGGAUAUUUUGGAUCGCGACCUGUCGGGAAGCUUUCAUUCAAAGGUUAAUACGCUAUCCGAGUCGUCAGGCUCUUUGAACGUGACCUCAGAAUUCCUCCGUACAUCAUCAGUAUAUCGUAGUUCAUCACACUGGCGUAGCCUCAUUCGCACAAGGUGUUUUUGUUGGAGGAGAACGCGCUCGUUCCGCUGGCCGUACUGCGCGCCCCUCUCGGGUUUACAAGAAAUGGAGGCUGAAGAUGCAGAUUUUCGGUCGAGUGAAAAUCGUGGCUCCCAUACGAUUGCAUCAUUUAAUUGCUGGCAAGAAUAACACAGUGUUUUAAUUUAUAUUAAUGUUUCCAUUAAAGGAAAAUUCUACAAUUAUUACCAGAUAUCUUUUAUCUACUCCCUGCUCGCCUCCCGUUAUCUUAACGGGUAACGUAAAGGAACUAUCUGCUCACCCAAAGCAGAUUCUUCUGGACUUUUUGCUUGCUUACAGGAACCAGCGUCGCGCUUUGCUGCGGUUUCAGCUUUCGAUUUUUUUGGAAACCUGAAUUUUAGGAAUGAGAUCUACAACGGCGAGGGAUGUUUGGACCUUAUUUUGGGGUCCUCUGCUGUUUCUCUCCACCAUCUGCCUGUGGUCUGCGCAUGGAGAAGUCUGUGGUCCUCACAUUGAUAUCCGCAAUGACAUCAGUGAGUUCAAGAAGCUGGAGAACUGCACGGUGGUGGAAGGCUACCUUCAGAUCCUCCUCAUUGGAGACAAGAACAAUAACCUCAACCAGGAGCACUUUCGCACCCUGUCCUUCCCCAAGUUGACCAUGGUCACCGACUACCUUCUCCUGUUCCGAGUCUCCGGCCUUGAUAGCCUCAGCAUGCUCUUCCCCAACCUCAGUGUCAUCCGAGGACGCAACCUGUUCUACAACUACGCCCUGGUCAUCUUCGAAAUGACCAGCCUGAAAGAUAUCGGCCUCUACAACCUGAGGAACAUCACCAGAGGCGCGAUCAGAAUUGAAAAGAACCCGGAGCUGUGCUACUUGGCCUCGGUGGACUGGUCACUCAUUAUGGAUGCAGAGUUUAACAACUACAUUGCUGGGAACAAGCAGUCCAAAGAAUGCGGUGAUGUUUGUCCAGGUAUCAUGGAGGAUAGCCCGCAGUGCAUUAGGACCAGCUUCAAUGACAACUACAGCUACCGCUGCUGGACUUCAAACGACUGCCAGAAAGUGUGUCCAAAGGAGUGUGAGAAGAGGGCGUGCACGUAUAAGGGCAAGUGCUGUCACCCCCAGUGCCUUGGCAGCUGCACUGAACCAGACAAUGAUAAGGCAUGUGCCGCCUGCCAGCAUUACUUUCACGAGGACCGCUGCGUUGAGGCCUGCCCGCCAGGCACAUACAAGUUUGAAGGUUGGCGCUGCAUCACCAUGGACAUGUGUGCCCGUGUUCACCUACCCAGUGAGGUCGACUUUGUCAUUCACAAUGGAGAGUGUAUGCCGGACUGCCCUUCCGGAUUCACCCGGAAUGAGACUCAGAGUAUGUUUUGUAGCGCAUGUGACGGACUGUGCGAUAAGGUCUGCGAAUCUAAAACAAUUGACUCUGUGGACGCUGCUCAGUCCCUGCAGGGCUGCACAGUCAUCAAAGGCAACCUUCACAUCAACAUCCGGCGGGGCAAUAACAUUGCAUCAGAGCUGGAGAGUUUCAUGGGUCUGAUCCAGACAGUGACUGGAUAUGUAAAGAUCAAACACUCUCAAACUCUGGGCUCUCUGUCCUUCCUCAAGAGCCUGCGAUACAUCCAUGGAGAAGAGCUCACAGAGCAGUCGUAUGCAUUCUCUGCAAUCGACAACCAGAACUUGCAGUAUCUGUGGGACUGGAGUCAGCACAAUCUGACCAUUAGAACCGGGAAAUUGUUCUUCCGCUUCAAUCCCAAGCUUUGCAUGUCUGAGAUCCAGAAAAUGUGGGAGAAGACAGAGGUUAAGGAAAAGAUGGAAGAGGAUGACGCUCGUAGCAAUGGAGAACGAGCAAGUUGUGAGAGUUAUAUUCUAAAGUUCAAAUCCAACCACACUCAGAGUACUCGGAUAAAGCUCACUUGGGAGCGAUAUCGACCGCCUGACUACAGAGACCUCAUCAGCUUCAUCGUGUAUUACAAGGAGGCACCAUUCCAGAACAUCACAGAAUUUGACGGACAAGAUGGCUGUGGCUCAAAUAGCUGGAACAUGGUGGAUGUAGACCUUCCUCAGGACAAAUCUACAGACCCAGGGGUAUUGUUGUCCUCUCUUAAACCCUGGACACAAUAUGCCAUCUUUGUGAAAGCCGUCACCCUGGUUGUAGAAGACAAGCACAUUCUGGGGGCUAAGAGUGAGGUGGUCUAUAUCCGCACCAAUGCAUCAGCGCCAUCAAUGCCCCUCGAUGCCCGUGCAUAUGCCAACUCCUCCUCAUCUCUGAUGGUGAAGUGGUCUCCUCCCAUCUCUCCCAAUGGAAACAAAACCUUCUACCUGCUCCGCUGGCAGCAGCAGACAGAAGACCGUGAACUCUACCAGCAUAACUACUGCUCCAAAGAGCUAAAAAUUCCCAUCCGCAUCUCAGCCACGGCUUUGUCCGACAUGGAGGGGGAAACAAAGCCAACCAAAUCAGAUGCUGGUGGGGGUGAGAAGAUCUGCUGCCUCUGCCCAAAAACCAAGGAAGACCUAAAGGCCGAAGCUGAAGACAGAUCUUAUCGAAAAGUCUUUGAGAACUUCCUGCACAACUCUAUCUUCACACCCAGACCUCCAGACAGGAAACGGCGAGACCUAUUUGGAGUGGCCAAUGGCACACUGCUGCAAGGUGCAAGCAGGAACAUCACAGGAAUGGAGAGUAACAUCACUGACCCAAAGCUGCAUGAGAAAGAGUAUCCUUUCUCUGAGGACAAAGUCUUUACAGAGUUCAUGGAGAUAUCCAACCUGCAGCCCUUCACCGUGUACCGCAUCGACAUCCACGCCUGUAACUACGAGAUCCACCGCUGCAGUGCCGCAGCUUUUGUGUUCUCUAGAACCAAACCAGCAGACAAAGCGGAUGAUAUUCCCGGCACUGUAACUCAGGAGAGGGAUGAGAAGGGAGAAGGAACAGUGCUACUGCGGUGGCCCGAGCCUAAUCACCCUAAUGGACUGAUCCUCAUGUAUGAGAUCAAAUAUCGUCUGGGAACUGAGCCAGAGAAGCAUGAGUGUGUAUCACGGCAGCAGUACAGAGUGUUGCGAGGAGCUCAGAUCAGCAAUUUGCCCUCUGGAAAUUAUUCUGCCCGGGUCAGAGCCACAUCUUUGGCUGGGAACGGGUCGUGGACUGAACCAGUGUCCUUCUAUGUGCCGCCCCCUAAAAGAAAUUAUGAUAAUGCAAUCUUACUGGCCAUCAUCCUUCCUAUUAUAGUGCUAGUGUUGCUCGCUGCAGUGAUUUCCAUUCUCAUCUUUGUCACCAAAAAGAGGAAUAGUGACAGGUUAGGAAAUGGUGUGCUAUAUGCUUCUGUAAACCCUGAAUACUUCAGUCCUUUUGAAAUGUAUGUACCGGAUGAAUGGGAAGUGGCUCGGGAGAAAAUCACCAUGUGUCGUGAGCUGGGUCAGGGCUCCUUUGGUAUGGUGUACGAGGGCAUCGCAAAGGGCGUCGUCAAAGAUGAACCUGAGACCAAAGUGGCCAUCAAGACUGUGAAUGAAUCCGCUAGUAUGCGUGAACGCAUUGAGUUCUUGAACGAAGCUUCAGUUAUGAAAGAGUUCAACUGUCACCAUGUGGUGCGACUUUUGGGUGUGGUUUCACAAGGACAGCCCACUCUAGUUAUAAUGGAGCUGAUGACACGGGGCGAUCUAAAGAGCUACUUGCGUUCCCUCCGUUCCAAAGAGCAGGGCUCUAGCAGCCAGUCUUUGCCACCGCUGAAGAAGAUGAUUCAGAUGGCCAGUGAGAUAGCGGACGGGAUGGCAUACCUCAAUGCCAACAAGUUUGUCCAUCGGGACCUGGCUGCCAGAAAUUGCAUGGUUGCUGAAGACUUCACAGUGAAAAUUGGAGACUUUGGCAUGACAAGGGACAUCUACGAGACUGAUUACUAUCGCAAAGGAGGCAAAGGGUUGCUGCCAGUGCGCUGGAUGUCCCCGGAGUCUUUGAAAGAUGGAGUGUUCACAACUAAUUCUGAUGUCUGGUCGUUCGGCGUGGUUUUAUGGGAGAUCGCCACUUUAGCAGAGCAGCCCUACCAGGGGAUGUCCAACGAGCAGGUACUGCGCUUCGUCAUGGAGGGGGGACUUCUGGAUAAACCGGACAACUGUCCCGACAUGCUGUUUGAACUGAUGCGGAUGUGCUGGCAGUACAACCCUAAGAUGCGACCGUCUUUUCUGGAAAUCAUCAACAGCAUAAAAGAGGAACUGGAGUCGCCCUUCCGGGAAGUUAGCUUUUUCUACAGUGAGGAGAACAAGCCACCCGACACUGAGGAACUGGACAUGGAGGUGGAGAACAUGGAGAACGUUCCCCUGGAUCCUGCUUCCACGUUGGCCCCCUCCUCUCAGGGCAGCACAGGUGCUCAGGCCCAGAGUCCACAGCCACUCUCCCCAGCUCAGGGGCCAGGGACUCCGAUGGGGUCUGCCCCGACCCCCUCCACCACACCACCUUCCUCCUCCUCCUCAGCCUCUCCAGGCCUGGUCUUAGACAAGCACUCAGGACAGGUAACAGCAAACGGGCCAGUGUUGCUGCUGGGGCCAGCGUUUGAUGAGACGCAGCCCUAUGCACACAUGAACGGAGGGAGGAAGAACGAGCGAGCGCUGCCACUGCCUCAGUCAUCGGCCUGCUGAUCAAGACUGCUCAGGCUCCCUCUACUCCUCACACAGGGUACCUACAUUUCCCUCACCCUUUUGUCUUCAUGGUCAUAUGUUUUUUCUUUUGUCCUCGAGGAGUCUAAACCCAGGGCUGACCAUAGAGACCAUAACCAGAUGGACUGUGUCCUUUCUGGAAAUCUGAGGAUCAUUUUGUUCAAAUGAUUUUGAAUGAUGGAGGAUGUUUCGAGCAAUUGGUGACUACAAGCCUACAAAGACUUCGGCUAUAUUUAAGGUUUCAGAACAAGCCACCACACUGGAGAGCCCUGGCUUUCAUUUGUGUGGGGAAAAACAGUUUUAAUGUUUUCGAAAGGAAGAAAACCUGCCAGUUCUUUGUGAAACAAAAGAGACAUGCAUAUUAGCCAGCAAGCCCAGCUCGUGAACACUUCCAGGGUGUAUACAGUGUGUUUUUUUUAGACAAAAAUACACAUUCCCCAAGUAUUUUCUUCCUUUAAAACCGUCUUUAUCAUCACAUUUCUCUUUGAAGAUGCGGCAGAAACUUUCCCAGCUGCAAUCGCUUGUUCUCAAUCAGUGAUUGGUCACAUUACUGCUUGAUCCACCCUUCUACUUAAACCAUUUAAACCAUUUCAAGGGGUUUGUUAGAGAGUGAGGUGGGAUUUUCUGAAACUGCCAAAUUUUUUGCCAAAUCAAAUCUUCUUUUUUCUAAAAAAAGAAAGAAAAAAAUGAUUACACAAUCCCCUAUCCACAGCUGAUUUUCGAGGUUGUACUUUGAAGUAGUGCAAUCAAGGGACUAAACUCUCAUUCUGUCUUUUAUGGGGGAUUUCUGGACCUCAUCUUUUACAAUCAGCCUGAGUUUGUAAAUCUUUGCCCUUUCUCCCUUUUAUAUGGCUCUGAUCUCCGACUAUUGCAUGGCAGUUCCUGCUGCACGCACCAUCUGUGAGCUGAGCCUCUGUGAGAGCGAUGUCUCAAGUCGAAAGAAAAGAGUGCGUCGCUAAUCGCGAAGGUGAAGAGAUUGGCGGGCUGCGGAGAGGCGGGAAUGAAUUAUAAGGGAUCGGCUUGAACGUGAAGCAAACAGAAUACAGGGGCUCCAUCUGUUUCGACAUCUGUCUUGUGAGAUGACUGAGGCAUUGUACACAGCAGGUAUUUUUUUAGACAAGUCAUUAGUCUCUCUGUACAAUUCAUAAGAUUCUAAGAAGGGUCUUACAGUUCUAUGUUAGACCGCAAGAUCAUUUACACACAAAUCAUUGGUUUGAGUCACUUUUGAUAACUUUUUUACAGUUCUAAUGUUCACCUCUUUGUAUAUACAGAAAGAAGCUGCUAUUUUUUUCUUUUGUGGGUAUAUAUAUAUAUAUAUAUAUAUAUAUAUAUAUAUAUACACACACACACAAAGUGGUGGCCAAAAUAAUCAGAACAUUAGUAUUUUCAACAGCAAAAAGUGGGUUUUAAGUCAGUUAUUUCUAUCUUUUGCUGUAGUGUAUCAGUAUUGAAGCAUCUUGGAUAUGUUGCCACAGUUCUUCUGGAUUGAUUCUGUAUCAGUUUGUUCUGUUACUUCAUGUUAUUGCAGACAGACUGGAUGAUGAUCAGAUCAGAUCUCCCUGUGGAGCACUGGCUGUUCUCAAACUCCUUUUGCAAACAAAAAUCUCACUGGAAUAUUACAAUUAAUGUAAAAAGAAUGGGUCUCAUUCAUGAAACACGAGCAGAACGAAUUUUUGUGUAAAUCGUGUGUAAAGUGGUUCUGGCGUAAAAUUUCGGAUUCAUUAAAAUGUUCGUAUUUUCCAAAUGUUAGUUGGUACGAAAGAAAUCCACACCUGCUCCCAGCUACGUGUAAAUAGUGCGUUUAACAUCUGAACAUUUUGCUCAUUAAUACGGCUGCAUUUUAAUUCACCUUAAUCGGGUACAUAUUUACACAGCAUUUUGAAAAAAAAAAUAUUAUAUAAAGUAAUUACAUACGGUUUUUCUUUUUACUUUUAUUAUGAGAGUAGCCUAGUAGUAGGCCUAUGUAGAUAUGCUCGAUGAUGAUGGUGGUCCUCCUCCAGUUUGAAUACGAUUUUUUCGAAGUGAACUAAUUUGUUUUUUUGGUGUCAAGCUUCAUGUCGAACCAUUUUCUUUUCACUUCUGGGACUGUUCGAUUAACAGAAGAAACUCCAUUAACAGCAUCUGUAAUAUGCUGCCUAGCUUCCUUUUUUUAGGACCUGAUAGUACGCCACUAUGUACGCUUGAAAAUAAAAUGUGGCGUUUUGAAUGAACUUCUGAUAAUAAAACUUCAAUUUCUGCAGCUGAGAAAUUGUUAUUUUUCAUUCGCUUUUGAGAAGACACGUUGAAAUCCUUCAUUUGGUGUAAUAAUAUGAUGCUCAUAUAUAGUUGUCUGUCGGAUUUAAUGGGCGGGAUUUAUGGUAAUUGAGAAUGAGCGUGCACGCGCGUCCCAUUUACGACUGAUUGGAAUUCAUUAACACACACACACAUUUCACUAUCACAUCUGACGUUUACGAAGUAUUUGUGAAUCAGGAGAAGAGUUUUCGGGAAGGUCUCUUUACGCGCAAAUCACUCCCAUAUUUACUCAUAUAUUUACGAAUGUUUCAUGAAUGAGACCCAAUGUGUGUAAAUGUAAACUAAUAUUUAAUGCUGACACUACUGCAAAAGAAAGAAAUAACUGACCUAAAACCAUCUUUAGCUGGUGAAAAUACUAGAGUUCUAAUAAUUUUGGCCACCACUGUGUGUGUGUGUGUGUGUAUGUGUAUAUUUAUGUAAAAGAAAUCCUUCAGGUUUAACGAUCUAUGAUAUCUCCACUACAGUCCAUUUUCUUAUGCUUUAUAUUCUUCUUGCAAAAAGGAAAAAGAAAAAAAAAACAGAAAAGAGAAUAGCAAUUUAUUUUUUAUUUUUUCUCCCCAAGAGGUUGUCUGCAUUGCCACGUCCAUUGCCUUGUGUUUUUUUAACUAUAUUGCUAUUAUUAUUAUUAUUAUUAGUUACAACAAACUCUUUAGCUCUGCAUGUGAACUUUAGGCACCCUUGAUACAGUUGUCUACCAUAGCACCUGCUCAUGUGGUGCAGCUCAAUCUCAGGUUAAUGCUAUGGUUUUGUUCUCCAGACAUUCGCAUCAUUAGUUAAUUCCACCUCUGCUUUUUUAGGUUGCCAGCCUCUCCUUACAGUGUAGUAAACAGUACAGUAUCUCAGUGUCCUGCCAGGCAUCGUCAUAGAAGGUUUCAUUGGCAUUUCUUUACCCUCAUAGACUAUUUUUACAACCCAUCCAUGUAACUGAAUAGCAACUAACAGGGCUAAUUGGGUUGUCUUAAUUUGUCUCGCAUACCCCAACCAGCCUGUAAUGCUUCCAAACAAAAUACAUUCAUAAUCUCUGCUUUAGUGUCAUGCACAACCCAUGUCGACUUUAUAAAUCCAUGCACCGAGCACUAACCUUCCAGAUGAAAUACGCCAUCUGUAACCAAACAAAUAAGAACGGGUUCAAAUUCAGAAAAGUGAUCAGUUUGCUUAAAAAACGCUAAAUAAAACAGUUGGUUUCACUGGCUAGUUGGGUUUAAAAAUUUUAAUUUUGAAGGAUUUCUCCAUGUGCAUUUGGGAACGUUACCCAGGACUUAUUUAUCCUGUCUUAGAAGGUUAUUUUCUUCCUUUAUUUAUUUAUUUCCUUUUGUGUGUGUGUGUGUGUGUGAUACCAGUUGAAAUCACUGUACAAAUGCCCCUAUGAUUUAGUAUAAAGACUGAAUUUUAGAUGCUUUUUCCAUGAUGUCAUGACUGGGGGACUUUCUUAUUUCAUUUCCUUCAGCAUCUAUCUACCUCAUUUUCUUUUAUUUUACAUGUGGAAGUGAUGAAAUGAUAAAAUACAUCUCACUUUUUUCUGUAGAGGACACAUUAUCAUCCUCUGUCUUGUCUCUGAUUUAAAAAAAUAUAUAAAAAUAAUGAAAAAAACUCCUUAAGCACAAGCUCCCAGGAAUGGAGAGAGGAAGUCAUGGUGUGAGCUAACAUGCCUAUGUGACUCCUAAUGGUGUGUCUCUUGCAUCCCUUACCACAUGCCCAGCAACACAAAAAUCCCACUGCUUUCAAACAAGCUGCAAUACUUUUUAAAUAAUCAUAAAAAUGCCUAAUUCACCAGAUGGUUUCAACAUGAUGGGCCACAGAUAAAAAAAAAAAGUUGCUAAUCAGUGUUUUUCCUCUGUAUUUAAUAUUUUUUUCAGCGAUCUCGCAUAUACACUGCUUGUAAAGGUUUAAAAAGGCAUAUCUUAAGUCAGGAAUGCAAAUGCUGGCAAAUCAAAACAGUUUCAGCAAGAAAGGUGACAUGAAGUGUAAUUCAUGCCAUUAACAUUACAUCAUUAAGGUGUAGAUUAUUGGAUGAAGAACAGUUAAGCCUGUACAUGAUUUUUUUCCCCCAUUAAAUUCAUUAGCUUGCAUGAUCUUGUUCAAUAUUUCAUCUGCAGCAUCGACAGAGAUCAUGGCAAUGGACAUCCUGUUUCCCAGCAUGCCCUUCUCAGACACACUGUGCUUCUGGACCAAAAUCUUGGGUCUCCAACUUUUGUCAGUAGCCUAUAACUGAAGGUGACUUUAAUGCAAACUGAUAACUUCACCUAGUUCAUAUAUACCAGUUUUUUUUUUUUUAGUUUUUAGUUUUUUUAACAAUCAAUUUUUUUUUCUUUCGGCUAAAGCAUCUAACAGUUGAAUGCAUACUGAGGAUUAUGGAACACUUUCUUAGAACAAACCAGUGGAUUUUUCCCCUUCUCAUAAACCUACCUGGAAAAACAUUCCAGCUGAUUGGUUUGGUCAGAUGCACUCUACGUGUCUAGAGAGUAUAUAGAAAGGGCCAAUUGUUGUCACCGCAUUCAUCAACAUCAUUCUCUAGAGAGAGAAAUGGCUGUCAUUUUGCCCACUCUUUUCUACAGCUGCUGACAACAUGCUGCUUUACAGAGACUACGAAUAGUCUUGCCAAUAGCAUUGGGUAAGCGGUGGAUCUCAGCAACAUGCUUUCUCUCUCUAAAUAAGCAUAAAAAAAAACACAAUGGGUCAGACGAUUAAAAUGCAAAGUGGAUUCUAAGAAAGUCACGGUCUCACAGCCCCUAGUCUUUCUGUUUCAUGGCACUUAAAAUGCUCUUUGACUUUAAUAUUUUGGAUCCUUUGAACUCCAGGUGUUGGAAACAAGGGUGCUUGGAGGAAAAGACCUGGUUGGGAUGCUGAGAGGCACCUUGUUUGAAAAGAAUAUUAUUCUGUGUGGUACAAGAUGAUCGAAAUAACCGUUCUAUAAAAGCCCUUGUGCUUGUAAUUGUUGCGUAUGUAUAUGGGUGGGAGUGUAUCACAUGUAGAUGUAGUGAUUAAGAUUUUGAUGUGUUUAUAAUGGGAAAAUAAUAGAGUUCACUAUUUAUUUCUGUUUCUUUUUUUCUUUCUUUAAUGAAUAUGGACAAAAGCAUUGGCCUGUUGCAAAGUGAAUGUCAGUUUUCAUUGAAUGCUGCCAAGGUUCCUUAGUUACCAGUAGGUUACAGAAACACACAUAUACACAGACACAAAUAGGACAGGGAUGUCCAGUAGAUUACGGGUAGUCAUGACACAGAGAGAGAGAGAGAGCAUGACUAGAAUUUAAAAUAAAAAGAGACAAGUUUACAGUAGAAAUAGCUUAUGUUGCAAUGCAAGUUUCUCUACAAACCUGAAGGUAGAUUUUUUUCCCCCCUCAACUAUCAUAAGAACUUUUAUUUUAUUCUAUUUCUUCAUAAUGCAAAUCCUCAGGUUUAGAAAAGAUGCAUGUAUGCAUUUUAAUUGCAAUAAUGAGCUUGAGGUUUCACAGACAUUAUUUCCCAUUGUUUUUGCUUGGCAUUCCGACAAAUUUCAAAAGGGGCCUUGAUCUACUGUACUGAAAAGAGUUUAAUAACACUUUUUAUUUUCCUUUCACAAAAAAAAAAAAAUACAAGAAAUGAAAAAAGGAGGAAAAAUAAAAAUCUCUGUGCCACUGCAUUGAUCGAUAGAAGCUGAUGGUGAAACGGUUUGGCUGGUAUUCUCCUCGUCUUGUAAGUUAUGUAUCUAAGGCCUCCUGUCUUUCAGUUUUCUCCUCACCACCAGUUGAGAUGGUAGACUUUUUACAUGCCGUUGGCUUAAUGUAUAUCUGAAGAAAACUUUCAUGUAUUUUCUUUUUUUCUUAAAUUUUGAAUAAAAAAAAAUGAAUGAGUCUGAA